AAUAGGCUAGUUUACUCAUGUCGAAUUGUAUUAAAUAAAUGUUUAUUUCUUAAAGUGUUUAGUCUAAGGAACCUAUAUAUAUCGAUUUCACUUCAUAAAAGCAGAAGAUUGCUGUAGAAAUUUAAUUUUAAAAAAUAUUUUUUAGUCUAUAUUUUAUAAACACUAAAAACGCUGUUCGCCGCAUUCGCCAUGAUUUUGACGUCUCUUGUGGUAAACAACUAAAUGUCAUUCGCGUGUUACUGUAGGUGGAUUCUUUCGUCUGACUAAAUUUAUCUUAAAACACUUUUAACCUUAGGAAAGAAAAAAACAGUAAACUUAGUUUUUUUUGACUAAACAAAUUAUGGAUGCCGGCUUUGUGAAAGCAGAAAGCACAAAUCUGCCAAGAAUUGACGCAUUGAUGGUUGGUGAAUUUGUUGCACUAAACCCCGAUUUCUGCUCUGCGGAGCAGAAAAACGACAAGGCAUCUAUGUAAGUACCGUGCAUUUAGUAUUACAAUGUAGUAAUAAACAUAAAACUGAUACAACAUAUGAAUAAGUGUAAUAAAGUUGCGUAGGUUAAUUUCUUUCGGCACUUUAAUCCACAACUUUCCUGGAGUCUUCAAGGAUGUGUUUUUAUAUUCUCGUACAAUACAGUAAUGAUAAUUACUUUAUUUUUCGUGGUAUUUAUUAGAAAUCAUGUUUUUUUAUAUUAUAAACUCAGUUAUAAGUAAUUUUCUACGUGUUUACGAGUUUUUGUUUACCACAGUUCACGUCAUAGCAUAGACAAUCUAUAGACUAAAAUGGCCGACAGCGUUUUUGUAUGUCCAUGAAAAGUCUAUUUUAAAAUUAAAGAUUUGUAGCUUUCUAGGUUUAAAAAAAAUACAAUACAUUUUUUUUCGGUCUAAUAGAACAUUUAUUAACCAUUUAAAACCUUUUUCCAAAAAGGGUCAACUAGCCUAUUCGUGUCCUUACGGAUGGUAGCAGUUCGCGGUUCAUGUCAGUGAAUGCCGGCGUUCCCCAGGGCUCCGUCAUAUCCCCCACUCUCUUUCUGCUGCAUAUCAAUGACUUAAUUCCUCUUGGGAAUAUUCAUUGCUAUGCAGACGAUAGUACAGUGCAUGCGGGGUAUCUCGGACAAGCAGCGGCUGGGCAGGCGGUAACCAAGGAGAAACAGGAGAAUCUUGUCAUUGAGCUUAAUCAAGCUUUGGACCACAUUUCUGUAUGGGGUACCAAGAACUUGGUUGAGUUCAAUGCUAAGAAAACCCAGGUCUGUGCUUUCACGGCAAAAACGUCGCCAUUCCUUUUAUGUCCUUCUCUUCAGGGCACAACACUGGAGCUAGAGAGCAGUAUCACCAUGCUCGGUAUGGAGAUUCGCUGUGACUUAAAUCCAAAGAAUUACAUCGAAAGUGUGAUAAAAACAGCCUCACGCAAACUCGGAGUCCUGAACAAGGUGCGGCGUUUUUUCACGCACGAGCAACUGUGCUUGUUGUAUAAGACGCAGGUGCGGUCUUGCGUGGAAUAUUGCUCGCACCUCUGGGAUGGCUCCGCUAAGUACUUGCUCGAUGCUUUGGAUAGGUUACAGCGGCGCGCAAUCCGCAUCAUAGGCGAUGAGGAGGUGACUAAACACCUCGAGCCUCUUCAAUUACGCCGUGACGUGGCGUCACUAAGCGCGUUCUAUCGCCUACACCACGGCGAGUGUUCUGAGGAGUUAUUCUCUCUUAUUCCACCUUCCCCUUUCCUUCAGAGGACCACGCGCGCUGGCUUACGUUGUUACCGUCUAACUGUGGCUACAAUUCCAACGCGUACAAAGAAAUUUGGUGACUCAUUUCUUUGUCGUACUAUCCGUAAAUGGAAUGCUCUGCUCGCUCACGUGUUCCCACCCUCUCACAAUCUGGGAUCCUUUAAAAGAGGCGUGAAGAAGCAACUUGCAGGCCGGCAGGGUGAGGAUGGCUGGUGUGGCAGUUAGAACUGCUGUAUCAGCUAUCUUCGCGUCUGGACUUCACCUUCACUUAACAUCAGGUGGGGUGGAGUCAUUUGUCGGAUCUAUCUAUAAAAAAAAAAAAAAAAAAGUGAUGGUGUAAUGUUUCAUUCUGUCGACUGAUGUGUGAUAUGACAUUACAACUUCGCUUGAUAUCAUAUAAUAUACGCGCAUUACUUACACAUGUCGAGACUACGGAGUUUUUGGCGCGAUUUCAUCGAGUGCGGUUGGCGUAUUAUUUUAAUUAUUCUUAAAUUCGAGCAUAGUGGAUAUUGUGAAAGAAAAUAGGUGUGAUUUUGUGUUACAACCGUCUGCGCAAAAAGAAGAAGAAUUGGUGGAAUCUUUAAUACAUGCGCUGUUCCGGUCAAGUGGACGUGGGAACUUUAUUGUAGGGUUGACUACCUCACAGAAGCUUAGCGAAAAAGCUAACUCAAUACAUUUCGUGCCAAAAACUCCAAGAAUCAUUAGAAUGAGUCACACUGACAUUCUAAUGUAAAAAAAAAGAAAUUAAUAAAACUUACGACUAGGCUGUAUGGGCAUUGUUCCCUUUACCUUCCCUGAAACAGAUUUUUAGACCACAAACAUCCCCCUUUUACUGAAACAUAGGAAAGGGGGGAUUGACUUGACUGCCACUUACUUUGACUAGAUUUGUUACUUUGACCACAGGUGCUUUAGAAUUUGUAAACAUUUUAACCAACGAUAUUAAAUACCCUAGAUACACCACGUGCGCUCAAUAUGUGUCCCUAUCAAGAAGUGCUUGAACACGACUCAAGCAUCAAGCACUUCUUGGUUCACAGUCACGCGCAGAUUGUUGAAAAGUCAACAUACUGCUGAGCUCCGUGAAAAAAUGCGAAAUAAAUACUUAUAGUAUGUAAAAUGUCGAUUAUUCGACAAAUAUCUAAUCAAUGUUUGUUAAUUUAACGCAUUUAAAGCAAAUUUUGUUUUAAUACUUACUAUAAACUGAUUUAAUAGAAAAUAUUUGUGAUAUUCAAAUGCAUGGUCGGUAAUAUAGCCGUCUCUUUUCUUCGCGGUCUGUACCUGCUAUAUUUAGCAACAGCGCAUUCAGAAUUGCGCGUAGAAUCAAAGAAAUAAGGUCUAUAUUUUUCCGCAUAUAGCAUUAAGUCGUAAAAUUUUACGAGCUUACAUCUCGGACGGUCUUAUCUCUUUGAUGCAUGCGUUUUAAUUAAGACCUUAUAUAGUGUGCUUUAAAGGUGGUUUUCUAUGUUUAAAUAAUGUCUGAUAUUUUUGUACAGUUUGUCUAUAAAGUCGUGACAUGAAUGUUUGCGGAACUAACAUUAUUCAUGUGUCUGGAAACACCAAACUUAUGUACAUCAGCUGUCAUCGAGUUUCAGUUGUGGAACAGUUUUCCUUUUGUAUUUUUUAUUGUUUGGAUUAAACUGUAAUAAAUUAAGACGAAACUACGCAGAAAAGUAUAAAAAUGAGUAAAGUAAAUCGGAGUGGCACGCGGGAAGUGAUUUUUAAAGUUUUCCAGCGAUGUUUCGAAGACUACCAAGCUGGACGAAUUUUGUGGGAUUUGGAUAAUGUUUAUGGGCGAACAGCAUCUAUGACGGAUCUUGCGAAGGCGUUCGAUACGGUCUCGGCCCAAAUCCUUUUGAAGAAAACGGACUUUUUAGGGGCUGGAAUUUUUUGGGGGUUCUUUUAGGGGCUUUUAACAAAACUUGCAAUUAAAUCGAAAAACAAAGCGUGUGUUUUCUUUUAGUUUUGUGCAUAGAAUGGAAUGCAUCGCGAUAUGUAACGACUGAACUGACUGUGUGGCGGUUUAUUUCCUAAUGCUGUAUGGAUUAAAUUUCUUUGCCUAUCACCAAUGGUUAAAUAAUAAAACAAAACAUAACAAUCAUGUUCGUUCUUUCAUUAGUUUACGUCAUACUCACGGCUCAUCAUUCAUUUUUGUUAUUCAUUCAAUAAUUCACUGUAACUAAAUAAGAAACGUUUUAAUUUAGGAGCAACGAAAGAAUUUAGGUAAUAAGUAGGUACAUAUAAAAUUCUAUAUUUAGGGGAAUUUGAAAAAUACUUAGGGCAAAUUUUUGGUAAGGGUUGGUAACACUGAGACCACAAACAAAAUGUUUUGAUGAAUGAACAAUGAAUAAAACCUGUUUUGAAAAUCAAUCUGUAUUUUUAUUAUUAAAUUACAUUUCCUCUGUGCAAGGCGCUGUGUAAAUUUUACUUUUCAGUAUUUUUUUUGAGGUGCUUCGUAAAAUUCAGUAUUUUCGUAAAAUUUAUUCUGGUCACUAUGCUGAGCAACUAAUCUUUAUUUAUCAGAGUCCAUUCAAUUUGCAUGUUAUUUCAGUUAAGAUGAGUAAACGCAAAAAUCCAUGUGAAGGUAAGGGAAAUGCCGACUUCUGCGAAUUUUUAAUAGAAUUGGCGGAAUAUGAAAGAAAUGUAAAUCGAAAUAUACACAAAUAUAAUGCAUACAGAAAAGCCGCUAGCGUUUUGGCUGCACACCACAAAAGAAUCGAAUCUGGUGAUGAGGCAAAGAAACUCAACGGUAUUGGUGAAAAAAUUGCAAGAAAAAUUGACGAAUACCUUCUUACGGGAAAAUUAAAGAAAUUGGAAAACAUACAUCAUGAUGCUAGUGCUCAAGCAAUAAAUCUCUUAACGCGAGUAUCAGGCAUAGGUCCCGUGAAAGCAGCGGAGCUAUAUAGAUGUGGCAUUGCAACCAUUGAGGAUUUGAACAAAAACCAAGACAAACUAAACCAUCACCAACUUAUUGGUCUCAAAUAUUUUGAAGAUUUUGAAAAGAAGAUACCCAGGUCCGAAAUCAAGGAUAUAGAAAAUAAGAUUAAAACAACAGCAAAAGUAUUAGAUCCUGAAUAUACUGUCACAAUAUGUGGCAGCUACAGACGUGGAAAAUCCGAGAGUGGUGACAUUGAUGCUCUAAUAACACAUCCUGCACUGUGUGGAUAUAAGGGAAACAAGAAAAAUGAAGAAAAGCUACUACAAAAUGUAGUUGAUGCUCUGAACAAUGGACUAGUUACUGAAGUUAUAUCUGUUGGAGAAACAAAGUUCAUGGGUGUAUGCCGCCUAUUACAAGAUUUGCCAGCUCGUCGCCUAGACAUCCGUUUGAUACCCACUGACCAGUAUUACUGUGCUAUGCUAUAUUUCACGGGCAGUGACGUUUUCAACAAGACAAUGAGAGCCCAUGCACUAGAAAAAGGCUUUACACUCAACGAAUAUUCAUUACGACCAGUAGGUGUUACAGGUGUGCCAGGAGAGCCAGUGCCCAUUUCAUCUGAAGAGGAAAUUUUCGACUAUAUGGAUUAUCCAUACAAAGCCCCUCAAGACCGAAAUAUGUGAAAAUAAAUAAUAAUGCUGUAUUUAUUCAUAAUAUUUUAUUAUUUCUACUUUAUCACAAGAUGUAGCAAACUUACGACUAUGUUUGAUUAAGUAAAAAAAUAUGUAUCUUUAUUACCGCUACCCUAAGCGUGAGUGAAGUGUGAACGUCUGACGUGCCGACUCGUGUCCGAGCCAGCGCUCUUCAUACACCGGUACAACAGAGAUAUAGCGCGGCUCCAAAGUGUUCUGUGGCGUCAGAACACUUGGUAUGACAUAGGGAGGUGGUCACUGUACAGGGCGACAUCAGUCGGUGGUGAUAAUCAUGGGAUUUACUAGACCCUGGGUAUCCUACCGGAUGAAGUCGAAAAGGUCUUGGGGUGGGAGCGACGUGUAUCGUACUUGCUAGGCUCAAUAAACGUGCGAUUCUACCCCAAAACCCAAUCCUCUGACUGAGAUGCACAGACCGAUACCCCGAAUACUGCACCGACGCAGACACACGGACCAUGAUGAUAAGAUGACCAUGCAUGAGGAGGAGAUGGCCAAGGCGGCGAUGGCUGAGGCCGACGCACGGAGUGCGCCACCCGUAUCACCGGGGUAGACGGAGCAGCUGCUCGCCUCGUCGUCUAUUGAUGACCGGCGUAGGUUGGGGAUGAGGGAGAGCCCUUUGAUGGGUCGAUCUACUCAUAAUCUAGUCGCACCGCCGUCAUCGAACUGGUUCAAUCCCCUCGAAAUCAUCCAGACCAACCUCCAGCACAGUCAGACUGCUACGGCUUGCUAACGCAGGCCGCUGGAGAUGAACCCCGAACAAUCGCACUGAUUGAGUGACCAAGAGCCGUGGAUCAGAAACAACAGAAUAUGUGGCCCCCAUAACAUCGGAGGUAAGCUAAUUCUAGACACACAGGGCACAGAAAAGCCAUGAACCAUACGAACAUUCCUAAAAAUGUACCUAACACGACACACAAUUCUGUUCCAGAGACCAAACUGCCGUCAGGAUAAAAACCGAAGGCAACACACCCGACAUUGUCCUAGCCUCGAUAUACAUGCCGGGCGAGGACACAGACUUCCCACAACAAGAGAUGACCGACCUGGUGAAACACAGCGAAGACGCUGUCAUGGACAUGGAGUGAACCUGGACGUGGUCAUCUGCACAGACUCUAACGCUAGCUUCCGAAAGCGUGACAAAUCUUAUAUCAAAUUGGCACGUAUCUGAUGAGCCUUCCUGCUCUGAUCGUACAAGAAAUAGAUUUUCACUAACCGCAGACACAAAAAACCCGGAACCCAGGCGCAACCCGCGCCGAACAGACGUGCCGUACAAACAGCUCCUGACCUCUUUGCUAACCGGGCACCAAACACUUCACCUAGAGGAUACCAAACAAUUAGAAAACAGCGUAACGAAACUCUCAGAAUAGAUUAUUGAAGCUACCAUGCCUGUGGCAAACUAAAGGAUCUGGCCACAAAGGGCAGGGGUAACUCUUGGUGGAACAGAGCUUAGUAAACUCAGGCUAGCUGUGCGCAAACAAUUCAACAGAGCCAAAAAUUCCAGACUUCCAGAGGACUGGGACCUUUACAAAAUAACACAAUACACUUUCAAAAAACAAAUCAGAAAAGCCAGCAGAGAAGCGUGGCGAAAACUCUGAGAAUAUAUUGAAUCUAACUGUUGUAGUUUUGUUAUGGCCACAUUACUAUGAUGGCAACCCUGUAAAAGACAGUCUGUGAAGCAAGUAAUAAUGGUGUACGACACUGAAAAGAUCUGAAAGUAUUAUCUAGUAUACGUAUUAUAAUAUUGUGAUUGGAGUUCUAAAUAAACGAGUACAAUUAUACUUUUCUUUAUUGGAAUAAUCUACAAACUAGGCGACGAGAGCGGUGCGAAAUCACGCAAAAGAACAGAUAAGCGGCGGCGGGACGCCGGCUUUGGUAGUAAUGGAGCGUUUGGAAUAUUCGGUGGGAGCUGCUGGGCCACAGUUCAGUCCCUUCUCCGCACCGAAUACUACUGGCGAGCGAUGGAAAACUGGGCUUCAGAAUUUCAAGUAUUAUAUUGAAGGUCAAAUAGCGUUAAAUGACAAACAAAAAGUGGCAAGGUUAUUGCACCAGGCAGGUCCUAAACUGCAAAAUAUAUACGAAAUUUUGCAAGAAGAAGAUGCUGAAGGUGAAAAUGAGUACAUUAAGUGUGUAAACAGGUUGAAUUUAUACUUUAUACCCGAAGCUAAUACUGCUAUAGAAUGUCAAAAAUUUAGAAAUUUGGAAAUGAAAAAUGAAACAAUAGAUGAGAUUUAUUAAAACUUAGAAGGCAAUGUAUGAACUGCGAUUUCCCAAACAAGGACGAGAUGUUAAGAGAUCAAAUUGUAGAGAAAUGCAACAAUAUAAAUUUAAAAAGAAAAUUAUUAAAAAGAGGCAGAGACCUGACCUUAGAUUCAGCAUUACAAAUUUGUAGAUUGUUUGAAAUUAAUAAAAAUAUGUUUCCAAAAAUGGAUACCGAGGAGGAAAACAGUGAAUCAGAUAUAAAUAAAAUACAACAACGAGAUGUUACUUGUUAUCGAUAUGGUGGUAAAGGCCAUAUGGCAAAAGAUGGACAUUGUCAUGUCCUGCAUUAAACGAAAAGUGUAUUAAAUGUGGUAUUAAGGGUCAUUUUGCAAAAUGUUGCAAGACAAGGCACAAGUAUGAUAUUCCUUCUUCUAGUUCUAGCAAGGAGAAGACACUAAAAAGGAAAAAAGAUAUGUCAGGUAUGUUAUACAAAAUGCAUCAAGUUCAGAUUCUAAUUGUUCUGAUGAUAGUGAUGAGGAGUGUGACAAUAAAAAAAACUUACAGGUAAAUUCCGUAUAUCAAGUGAGUAGCAUUGAUUGCACCAAGUUUGACAUAGAGGCUGAUGACAAAUUAGUUUGCAAGUUUAUUGUUGAUUCAGGAGCUUCUAUUAAUAUUAUUGAUAAAACUGUUUUUAAGAGUUUAAUAAAAUCAAAAUUUUGUUUUAAACUUAAAAUUGAUAAAUUGCAAAAGUAUUACUCUUAUGGAGCUAAAGAAAUUUUAAGUUUAGUUAUGUUUAGAACUACAUUAUACUCGCCUGAUAGUAAAGUUAAAGUGACUGCGGAUAUUUUGGUUUAUGAUGGUCAUGGGCCAUCUUUGUUAAGUAGACUAACAUCAAUGCAACUGGGAUUGUUACGAGUAGGACCUAUUUCCCAUGAGCAAUGUAAGUCUCAAAAAAUAAAUUCUAUUGAUUACAUACCUAUUACCAAAGAGAUGAUAAUGUAAGAGUAUUCAGAAUUGUAGGAAAGUUGAGAGAUUUCAAGUUAGUUAUACCUCUAGAUCCGAAAGUAAAGUUAGUUGCUCAACCAGUUAGGGGACAACCCUUUAAUUUGAGACAUAUUGAAGAAAAACUUAUCAAUGAACUACUUGACAAUGACAAUAUAGAACCAGUAACUGGACCGACACCAUGUGUAUCACCGUCACACAUUGUUAAGAAGAAAGAAAAGGAUCAGUACCGGCUUGUGGUGGACAUGUGGAUGGCAAAUGAGGCUGUUCUUAGGGAGCGAGUUCCACUUCCUUCUUUUGAAUAACUUCUGGCCGAUCUCAAUGGAUGCAGGUACUUCUCAUCUCUUGAUAUUAAGUGGGGCUACCAUCAAUUGGAGCUGGAUGAGGAGUCACGUGUAGUAACAGUUUUUAGUAGCAGCUUGGGUUUAUUCAGAUAUAAAAGACUUUUUUGGUAUUCGCUGUGCUUUGGAAAUGUUCCAACGUAUCCUAGCACAAUUAUUAUAAGGAAUUGAUGGCGUUGCUAAUAAUCAAGAUGAUAUUAGAAUCGGCGGCCGUAGUAGGCAGGAACAUGAUGACAGGCUAAGAUAAGUUUUGGAUAGCUACACAGUAAUGGUCUCACUCUAAAUGACAAGAAAUAUUAUUUUGGAGUAACUGAAAUAACUUUUUUAGGCCAUCAUCUUUCUGAGAAAGGUAUUAGACCUACAACAACGUCACAACAAAUAAUACAAGAGUUUAGGGCACCUCAGAACAAAGCAGAAGUAAGAAGUUUUCUAGGUUUAGUGAACUUCUCUGCUCGCUUUAUACCCCAUUUUAGCACGCUUACAGAACCUUUAAGGCAUCUCACGAAGAAAGACACAGAUUUUGAAUGGAGUCAGAGUCAGAAACAUGAAAAUGUAUUAAGGCAGUUGAAAGACCUUAUCGUUAAGGCACCUGCUCUAGGAUAUUAUGAUAAGGAAGCAGAAACUACACUUGUUACAGAAGCAAGCCCUGUAGGAAUUGCAGCUGUACUUAUUCAACAUCAGUCUAUUAAUGGUAAAUUACAACCUAUUGUUAUUAAGUAUGUCAGCAGGGCAUUAACAAAUACGGAACAAAGAUAUUCACAGACUGAAAAGGAGGCAUUAGCAAUAGUUUGGGCUUGUGAAACUCUGUACAUGUAUCUUGUUGGGAAAACCUUUACUAUUGUGUCUGAUCAUAAACCUUUAGAAAUCAUUUAUUCAUCCAAGUCGAAGCCUAGUGCCAGUAUUCAGCGUUGAGUUUUGCGACUCCAACCCUACACAUUUAAGGUAGUAUAAAGACCUGGUAAAACUAAUAUUGCAGAUUGACUCUCACGGUUAUUAAAUACUGAAAAUAAAGUACAAAUCUCGGAAGAUACAGAGAAUAAUUUAUUAUUAGCUAUGGUUGAAACAAAUAUGGAUGCAGUUACUAUAGAAGAAAUUGAACAAGCUUCGUAAAACGACACGGAAUUGACCAAAUUGAGGCAUGCAAUAGAAAAUGAUUUAUGGUCUAAAGAAUUGAGAAAGUAUGAAUUGAUUAAAUCUGAGCUAUCUAUUUUUAAAAACAUUAUAUUGAGAGGAAUGAGGAUUAUUGUACCCAAGGAGUUAACUGCAAGAAUAUUAGAAGCUGGACAUGAGGGACACAUAUCUAUUAACGGUAUGAAAAGUAAACUAAGAUAAACGGUAUGAAAAGUAAACAAAGUAUGGUGGGGUGGAAUGGAUAAGGACAUAGAAUAUUGGAUAGAUACAUGUAAAGGAUGUCGCUUAGUAAGAAAGUAUAUGCAACCUGAACCUAUUAUUUCUUCUGAGUUGCGAAGUCACCGACAUAUCCGAGACGGACCUCUUCGGGAGAUGCCACUACAUAAACAAAAACACGCUUACUCCACAGGAAAAUCAAAAGAAUCUGCACUACACAAUGUGAUCUCGAAGAUGGGACACUGCCCACUGAAUAAUAACUUUCACACCCUAGGUAUCACUGACAGUCCCCUAUGCAGAGCAUGCAUGGAGGCAGAAGAAACGGUGGCACAUGUGCUCCUCGAGUGCACUGGUGUCGUCCAGAUCAGCGAAGAGACUUAGUAAACCGGCAUCCCUUGCGGAUGCCCUGAGAAGUCUGGGAAGACUGAUGUGCUUCUGGAGGGAGGUGGGCUGGCUGGAAUAACCGGUCGCCAUGGCUCACGCACACACUUCCACUUAAGGGACUUACAUCUUUAUUUAUUAUGAUUCUUAGCUAAGGUAAGUUCAAAAGGUUUACAAAAGGAAUAAUCUAGUUGACUUUAGGUAUGAACAGUUUGUUUUACUCGACAGAUCAAAGAUCUAAAUUUCAAGUCAUUGAUCGAUCAAGUAACAACCAGCCAUUUAAUAUUUUUUUUUAUAUUCCUAUACCUCCAUAAAAGAUCUUCAACACUCAAGCGGCCAGCAGAAUUAAAACCCAAGGGAAGUAUAAAAUCUUGCAAGUACGGACCCUCAGAAUCCAGACUGCGUCAUAUCCGCACUGUUAUAAAAUCAGUGUAGGAACAAACGCAUAGAUAUCUAAAAGCAGCGUUAUACACCACAUGCAUUUAUAUAUUCAAUCUAGAAUCAUAGAGUUCGCAAUCACACCGCGAGCUCGCACUGUGUUAUCAUUUUAGCAGAGGACUAAACAGUUUUUAUACUAAGUAUGUAUAAUUUAAUCAAAUCAUGACUAACUUCUAAUAACGGAACAAAAUUCGCACAUUUUUUGGUCCUUUUUGAGCCAGACGCAGCAAAUUAUGAAUACAUACUUAGGUGGUAAAUAAAAAUAUAAACUGGUAUCAAACUUCUACAUCACGCAAUGCCACAGACUUGAUUACCACAUCGCCGGCUUCCCACUGUCCGCGAUAUCACGACUGGACAGGCAGAGCAUCGCACACUAAGCCUAAAUGGCGACACAGACGAAUUUAUUAUAACUUUGCGACAGUCUGUAAUAUAAGCGAUCGUAAGAAGCCAACGUUAAAGUAUCCUAAUUAUCAGCGUAUUGGAUAGCGUGGUUAUCAGCAGGUCGAUUAUCAAAAAGUUAUAUGCAUUAACAGUAAAAAUAUGUACAUUCUUUCGGUAUUGUUAAAUAAGGUGAGACCACAAACAUACUUGACCUCUUUGAAAAUAAAUCUUUCGAUCCGUACUUACAUUUCAGGUGCAACUUUGCAUCUUGACUUUAAGAACAUCAUAUUUAUGAAACUUAGGUCAAAUAUGGCAUAAGUAGCACCUGGAGUGUAAGUAUGGAACGAAACCCUGUCUAUACUCAACAUCAGUCUCAAAGCGUCUUUUAUUCUGCACGGGUGUCUAAUGAUUCAACAAAAAUCGAUAAAUAUUUAUAUUUUCUUUAAAAUCAGUAUUUAAACUGCACCACAGUUACUUUAUAUAUUACUUACAACUGUAUAAGGUGGCUCGCGCUUUGGAUAGGUUUCCUUAAGUACCUACCUAUGUCUAUGCAAGUUUAGUAGGUACAUAUUGAGUGCAUACGUUACCGGCAAUCUGUAUAAUUUGGCAUUCUAUACAAUACCUAGGCAAUCUAUUGAAUACCAUAAACGUCUAGGGAAUGUAUGAAAUAUUAUUCAUUUUAUACUUAGCCUAUACUUCAAUGAAGGUAACUUUAAAAAAAAUAAAAAAAAUGGUUAUUGUAUAGGUGCACAUUUUCAACUCAUUGUGGUAAUAAAUAUUUAAUUACGCUUCUGCCAAUUUAUGCGUAAAAUAUACAUGCAGUCUUCUAAAUAUGAAAUAUUACAUGAUUACUACAAACCACAAAAUGGCUCUGGAAAAACCCAAAGAAGCAGAGGUUUGCAACUGCAUUUUGUUGUAGUUGUUUUUUUUUGUUUUGAAUUAUAAAAUAUGGUCUAAGAGCCAGUGUUCCGCAGAUUUACGGUAUAGUAGCAAACUUCAUAUUAAUGCUAGUUAUACUAAUUCAUCUGGGGUUCACUAUUCCUAGAAACCUAGAAGUCGAAAAGCAUGAAAAUAUUACGUCUAGUAAAUAUUACGUCUGCGUUAUGUAUACGUACGUUAUGUAGUUGUGUCUACAUCAAGAAAAUGAGAAAAUAAAUUUUAUCAGUUGUUUAAUAUCACAGGUAUAUGGUGGAGCAAUUUGUGAUUCAUCAUCAUCAUCAUCAUCUGCCUAUUAAUGUCCCCACUGCUGGGGCACAGGCCUUCCCUAUGGAUGGAAUAGGGAGAUUGGGCCAUGACCCACCACGCGGGCCCAGUGCGGAUUGGUGGGUGCUAACGACUGCAGAUGCAGCCGGGACCAACGGCUUAACGUGCCUUCCGAAGCAUGGAGGAGCUCGAGAUAGUGAAUUUUUGGUCACCCAUCCAAUGACCGACCAUUGCGAAAGUUGCUUAACUGCAACGAUCGCAGUCGAACACACUAACCACUUGCGCCAUCGAGCUCCUCAAUUUGUAUAACAAUUUGUGAUUAAUAUAGGGCAAUCAUCAUCGCCUUCGGUGUUUUUAUUUGGGGAAGAGAUUGAUUAAUUAAAAAUUAAUCUACAUAUUAGUUUUGCUUGUACUUGAUAAGAGCAAUAUGUUGAUAAUAGUGCUUUAUACAGUAGAAUACCUGCAUUAUACAGAUUUCCGGUGACACGUUCACUGGAUGCUAUUUUUCUUGUCCCUAAAAAGCAAACCGGGCUUAAAUUGAUGGAUACGUGAAUGGCAACUGGCAACAUUCGCUUCCAAAUUGGAACCAAACUUUUUAUUGCUGUGUAUUCACUUAAGCUCAGAACAGUUCUGAACGAGCAAAUUAGUGUUCGAUCGCCGUUGCGUUGUUUCCAUUGAUUCAAGAAAGAGAGCAUUCCUUCAUUGUGUCCAGUCAAACAUCGUUGUUGAACGCGUUCGCUCGCUCUGAUGAUUCAUUCGCUCGCGAGCGAAUGAUUGUCGCACAGCAUUGUUCUAUCUGAACACUAAGUGGAAUCGCUACACAAGGUGUAUGACUGUUCGCACAAAAUAGAAAGUACAGAAGGUAAUCCCAUGUCUAUAUAUACUACAUCAAUUUUUGUACCUACGCUCCGGUGGUCGCGCUAUAGGAUAGUCAACUUUAACUUGUGCACAAAGGAAUCAUAGUGUAGUAAAAGUGGCACUCGUACGUAUCUAGUUGUUUGAUUCAUUGUAUUUUUUUAAUAAUAAUAAAUUCAAGUUGCAAAUGAAAGAGUGAAUGUAAUUAUAAACCAAUAAUAACGGAAGUAAGUAUAUUAAUUAAAAUAUAAUUUUUAUUAAGUAAGGAUUAAUAAAAAAUACUGAAAUUAGAAAACAUAACCUAACCGUUGGGUUAGGUAGUUAUAAUAACUUUUUUGUUACUCCAUACUUGCACUAAACGUGCAAAGACGCGUGUCAAAGCUCUCAACAGGUCCGAGAUAUCGUGAGCGGUGUCAAUGUAUGUGCGUUGCUCUAGCACACUUUAUAUGUAGAUUACCUUAUCUAAUAUCUAUUUUGUGCUGUUAGUGUGCAUCCAAAUGCGAGCCGCCUAAUACUUUUGACAUUGGUGUCGCGCCAAGCAUGAUUCUCUUAACCUAAACUUAAAUUAGACAAAAGUGGUGUCGAUUCCGGCAUGUUUCUCUAAACCUAAAACUAAAUUUGUAACAACAGUAUAUCCUUGUCAUUCUCUGUACAGAAUGAAAAGGAGAGACUGAUGUUAAAUUUAGUUUUAAGUUUAGAGAAUCACGCCAGAAUCGACGCCUAAGUACACUUAAAAUUGUCUAGCAUUAUAAUGUUUCCAUACCAUGUAUUACAGUUACAGGUUACAGGUCUACUUUGAUAUACGAUGAUCUUAUGUAAGAACAACCUUAAAACAUGGAAGUAUUGUCUAAAAUCUGAUUUAAUGGUUAUUUUGUUAAGAUCGAGAAAAGUAUUACAAUCUUUUUGAUUUAACUCUAUUGCUAACGAUAUAAUACUCAGUAUAACUUAUACAUAAUUCAUUACUCAUAAUAAUACGAUUUUUUAUUUUAAAACAUUAACAAUAACAAAUUUAUUAUAAUCAUUAAGAAAUCUUUGGAAAAUAAGCUAAGGCAUUCAUCAAGUAUUUAUAAGCAAAAUUAAGCUAAAUAUUUAUAGUCAGGAAAUAAUAGGAAUUUUACGGAUUGUUGGACAAAACUCGCGCCAAUAAGUAACAAAUGUAAUGGCGACGGGAGACAUUCUUUCCGUAUUAUAGAGACAAUAUAAAGAGAUGCUAAUCUAUGGUAACAGCCAAACAUUUUAUUUUACAUCUUUGCUUCUAAAUUCAACAAGUGAGUGUCUAAUCAACAAACAGCUUUGCUGCGCUGUACUGUGCUCAUGUUAAAAUUCGACUGCUGAAAGAAUGCAGUGAUAUAAUAGCACGAACCAUUAUCGAAUUCGAUCUCGAUACGCGACAAACAUCAAGAAGUUUUGUAUGGAAAUUUGAACAGCGCUACAGCGGACGUAACGAGAAUUAAAAAUCUUCCAUACAUAAUUACUUCUUGACAUUUAACGAGUAUCGAGAUCGAAUUCAACUAUUCCAAUUCUAUAUUAGUUCGUGCUAAGGGUACAAGACCAUGACAGAGUUGUUUUCAAUUUUUUUUUACUAGAUAGAAAGUGUACUUUAUUCGGAAAUUAUUUUGUUCUUUACACAGAAAGCAUUCUUUCGCACUGUAGAAACAAAUCAAAGGUGCUGUAAGUGCCGCGCCGCGCUUAUUGUUUGAUUCCUCAUUAUCACCUAAAAGGAGCGAAUUGACUAAAUAGAGCACUUGAUGUUGAUUGAUCACCCUAAGACACGCGUGUUUACUAAAUACAUUAUUUUAUUAUAGAUACUAAAGUCAACACGUGGGUGGGUCUCAUUGCUUAUUACAGACAAAUUAUACUGCGUUAUUAAUAUUAACAGUAAUUACGUUUUGUUAUUUGUAUAAUGUUUUAUAUUUUAAUAAUUUAUUAUCUUCCUUUUGUCAGUGUCAAAUAAUUGUCACAUAGGAUAUAUAGGUAUGAGUGUAAGUCAUUAUUGUAUGUGUUGUGCUGUAUUUGUGUUUAGUGGUAUGUCUCUGGGUCCACAUGCUUGUUUUUAAGUGCUCCUAGGAAUCCUUGUUGUUCAGGGUAGGCCCUGCCCAUAGACAGAGAAUGGAGUGAGCGUUUGCUGCCCAAAUGUAACAAAACAGGACAGAUAAUUUGAGUGACAGACAAAGCGACCGUGCGGCCGUAUAAUAGUUCGUCUACCUAUGGGUUGCACCAUAGCUUUCACUUUCUAGAAAGUUGUCAAUUUCAUGCGAGUGUCGCUCAGCCCAUGCUCUAUAUCUAUGGUCCUGCCAGAACUCCAGCCUUCUAUUUGUUAUAGGCGUUUUGAUAAAUUACACUAUUUUAAUGACGUGAAAAGCCAAUCGCAAAAUAUAUAUAAUUCAAUGGGAGUCUGUUUUCGAAUUCGGAUUUUUAAUAAGUAUUGCAAAUUGUAUUUAGUUGAAUAACAUGUUUGAAUAAAAAUAAAAUACCUUAUUUUGUACAUGUUCAGUAAUCAUUGAUCAUAUUUGCGUACAUCGUAUGUAGUAAAAUAAUAAAUAGUCUUGCAAUAUAAGUGAAAGGGAUCGAUUAAUUUUUAUUAAAAGCUUAACACGGUAGAUUAUUCAUCUAUGAAAAUUUUUGGAAACUGCAAAAAAAUAAAAUUGAUAAGACAGCAAAAGGAAAAUAGUUUACUUAUAUUUUUAUUAUUCUACUUUGAUUCGCCUAUCUUAUUUUUAUCGUUCUUUUUGAUGAUUCGAUUUUUUAUAUACAAAAAUCUUAAAAGUGAACAGUUAUGCAACUUUUAUGUCAAUGUCAAAUUUACAUGGUCACUUAAAUAAAAAAUAAUUUCAAUAAUUUUAGUCUUGACUGAGUAUUAUAGCACAUUUUUCUCGUUUGGUUCCAACUUUGCCGGUAAACCAGAAUCAACUGACCCAAAUACUUUUUUUAUACCUUAGUUUACGCCCAUCAAAACUCACAUUUCAAGAUUUAUUUAAUUUAAAAUAUAGUUUUGAAGCCCUCGUGAUUUCUAGACCAGCGUGUGGUAUUGCAAGACGGGGUCGACGAGCGCGUUCUAAGAGCACCAACCAUACACGCAAGCAACAAGCAACUGCGCGAUGCUUUAAUAUAUAAGAUGAAACCCACAUUUGUUGUCAAAUUGCUUUAAAAAAGGGAACGAAAGAGUUCAAUAGUAUAUUGGAUUGAUCACGAGCCGUAGACGAGCGCUCGAACGCCGCCCAUCACUUUAGCAGCAACCUCGCGAUACAUUGAACGCGUUAAUACCCACAUUAUAACAAUAACAUUAGUCAAAUUGAUUGCGUAAAAGUUCAAUAUUAUGUCGAAUUGUCAGAUAAUAUAGUUUUUUAUAAGGCUCACGAGCCGUAGACGAGCGCGUAGAGCUGUGACUCGGGGUCUGCGAGCGCGUCGUCGGGCGCUCGCAGCUCGAGCGCUCGACCGCCGCCCAUCACUAGCACGCGGCCGCAUUCGAGCACGCCAGCGGUGCGAUGCGCCACGUACAACACCGUCGAGCCGCCGAACGAGCAACGGAUCGUGUUCAAUAUGAUGCGCUCCGUCUCCUGGUCGAGGUUCGCGGUGGCCUCGUCCACUAGUAGAAUCUGCGGACGA
Messenger RNA from Chilo suppressalis (striped riceborer), 17042 nucleotides. The record is from the annotation of a GenBank genome assembly. NCBI's taxonomy places the organism in Eukaryota, Metazoa, Arthropoda, Insecta, Lepidoptera, Crambidae.